ACGAUCAGUAUUGAAACCCUCAAUGCCAUGGCUGCUAAGAAUUCCAUGAACGCAUUUCUCCUUCCCAUCAGACGAAGGGCAUCAGGAGGAGUGGAGGAGAAUGUAAUAGUAAGGUUCAGCAGCAGCAAGCAACAGGGGUCGGCCACGGAGCUCAGCAGCAACAUGCAUUCCAUCCAAAGGAGGGACAGCGCUCAUGAUCGUGAUGAUGAUGAUGGUGAGCAUCAUGAGCAGAGCAAAACUAACAGAACUGCAAUUACUACUACUACUACUACUACUACUACUAAUAAUGAUAAUAAUAAGAGUGGUGUAGAGAAGGAAUGUUGGAUGAAAGAUCCGAAGACGGGGAACUGGAUUCCAGAGUCUCACUUUGACCAGGUUGAUGUUGCCGACCUCAGACGCCACUUCCUUCCCCACAAAUAUUAACUACGCCUAACUUCUAAUUAUAUGAGAUGAUAUGAUACUGUGUGUGCGCGCUCUCUCCACUUCUAUAUGUCCUAAUUACUAAGUAAGAAAAAUAAAUGCGUUCCUAGUUUUUAUAUUUAUAUGCAUCUAUGUUUUGGUACUGUAUACGUGAGUUGCAUUUAAAAAGUUGAGUCAUCUAAUAGAGUGAAAGAAGUUUGAAGUUU
Molecule: messenger RNA, 626 nt
Organism: Malania oleifera
Lineage: Eukaryota; Viridiplantae; Streptophyta; Magnoliopsida; Santalales; Ximeniaceae
Exons: 2
Coding region: 28-423 (131 amino acids)
Source: RefSeq, a predicted model, not a curated record